AGAACGUUUACGAUAUGGCGCGGGUAAUUCGUGCAUUGUAUUAGAAGUAAAAUUAAUUUAGUGUCGUUUACAUAUUUAAAAAUGUCAGAAUAUCAUCUAGAAAUAGAUGGAAUCGACAUUAAAUUUCCUCAUGUCCCGUAUGAAGUUCAAAAAAUUUAUAUGUCGAAAGUGAUAGAAUGUUUACAAAAGGGUGUGAAUGGUUUAUUGGAAAGCCCAACUGGUACAGGUAAAACAUUAUCAUUGUUGUGCUCUAGCUUAGCAUGGUUGAAGCACAGACAAGCUACCUUGGAGCAAGCAGCAUUUAUGCCAAGUAGUGAUGCCAGAGAUAUUCUGAAUAUAUCACAUUUAUUUAAUACAGAAAACACAGCUACAGUUGGAAGGAAUGGGCCAAAUUUUGCAUUUUUACCCAAAAUCAUAUACAGUUCAAGAACUCAUUCUCAACUCUCACAAGUUGUUCAGGAAUUAAAGAGAUCAUCAUAUAACAAUGUUUCUGCAAUUGUUCUUGGUUCACGUGAUCAGUUAUGUCUACAUCCAGAAGUAUCAAAAUUACACAGCAACUCAGCUAAACUUAAUUCCUGUAAGAACAAAGUAACAAAUCAUACUUGUCCUUUCAAUCUUAAUUUAGAUAACAAACUUGUUUCAAAAGAUUACCAGGAUAAUUCUAUUCUUGAUAUAGAAGACUUAAUUGUAGCAGGAAAGAAAAAUACAUGUUGCCCAUAUUAUGCAGCAAAAUCACUAAAAAGUAGAGCUGAUAUUAUAUUUACUCCUUAUAAUUAUUUGGUUGAUCCAAAAACAAGAAGAACUCAUGGCAUAGAAAUUACUAAAAAUGUUAUUAUAUUUGAUGAAGCACAUAACAUUGAAAAUGUUUGUGAAGAUAGCAUGUCUUUCCAGUUAAGAUCUUCAGAUCUAGCACGUUGCAUCACUGAGAUCACACAAGCAAUUGAAUAUAUUAAAGAUAGAGAAAUUGUUGGGCAAUUUAAUUCUAAUUCGGAGAAUACAGAAUUUACUCUCUCAGAUCUUUCUAUUUUAAAAGUAAUGUUUUGUGAAUUAGAAGAGAAAUUAGACAAAGAAAUCAGUAAUUUAACAGAAGGUAGUGCAAAACCAGCAAGUUUUGUAUUUGAUCUUUUUGCAAGUGUUGGUUUAACUGCACAGAAAAAAGAAGUUGUCUUAGAUUUACUGGAUAAAAUUAUCCUUCAUUUGACCAUGGAAAUAGCAACUUCAUCAUGGGUAACAAAAGGAGCUGGACUUCAAUGUUUUUCAGAUUUGAUAAGAAUCAUGUUUUCAAACUCAGCUGUUCUUAAUCAAAGUUUAGUGAAAAGUUUUAAUGAAAAAUAUAGAGUUUACUUAUCUCCAGAUGAUUCACAAAAUAUUACCACUUUUAAGAAAUCACCAAAAAAAGGGUGGACAUUGUAUUACUGGUGUUUUUCUCCUGAGUUGAGCAUGAUGGAUUUAAUUCAACAAGGUGUUCACAGUCUUAUUCUUACAAGUGGAACUUUAUCUCCACUAAAUUCUUUUGCUGCUGAAUUAGGAAUUUCUUUUCCAGUAACAUUAGAAAAUCCUCAUAUUAUUGAUGAUGAUCAAGUGUUCAUUGGUGUAUUGAAGCAAGGACCUGACGGAACUAAUUUAAAUUCAUCAUAUCAAAAUAGGUCAAAUGUUCAGUACAUAAAUUCUUUAGGAAGAACUUUAAUUAAUUUGGGUCGUAUGGUUCCGGAUGGUAUGCUAGUGUUUUUUCCAUCCUAUUCUGUUUUGCGUUCUUCUGUUGCCAAAUGGGAAGAAUCUGGAAUUUGGAAUAGUUUAUCUACAGUUAAAAGUAUAUUUAUUGAACCACAGGGAAAAAUUGCUUUCCAAGAAGGUAUAACCCAAUAUUAUGAAAAAAUAGAAACUGCAGAUUCUUCAGGUGCAAUUUUAUUUGCUGUUUGUAGAGGAAAGGUUAGUGAAGGGUUAGAUUUUUCAGAUAAAAAUGCAAGAGCUGUUUUUAUUACUGGUUUACCAUUUCCUCCUUGUCAAGAUCCACGAGUUAAAUUAAAAAUGUCAUAUUUAAAUGAGUUUUGUAAAGAGAAGGGGUUAUCAGGUAACGAAUGGUAUUUAUUACAAGCUUCCAGAGUUGUUAAUCAAGCAGUUGGAAGAGUAAUCCGACAUCGAAAUGAUUAUGGAGCAAUACUGUUUUGUGAUAAUAGGUUUUCAGAAAAAAGAAUAUAUUCUCAGUUAUCAAUGUGGUUACAAGGAAGAAUAAAAAUUUUUAAUUCAUUUGGUUCGGCAUUGAAAGAAAUGAGUGGAUUUUUUCGUAAAAUAGAACAAACAUCUUUUACAAAAUUACAGAAUCAAACUGCAAGUUUUAUUUCUUCAUCCAGAAAAAUAGUUGUGACUCCAGUUUGUCAUUCAAAAUCCAAAACAAUUACUGAUAAAAGUGAUAUAUCAAACAACUACAAUAUCAUUCAAGGUUAUCUUCCAGAUAAUGAUACUAAAGAAAAAUUAUCUGAAAGUUCUAAACACAGUAAUAGUAUAUUUGAUGCUCUUGAAAAUAUGGCUGCUUCAUCAUCAUCAAACUUUGAAGAUAAUUUAGAAGUAAAAUCUAAAAAAGAUAAUUCAGUAUAUCAGGAAUCGAAAUGUGAUGAUAUACCAAAAACAUCUGUUAAAAGAAGGAAGAUAAAUGUUGGUUUGCAUGAUAUUAAUGGUAAAAACGAAAGUACAAUAGAUAAAAGGGAAGAUUCUAUGUUGCGAGAAAAAUGGAAAAAUCGUCUGCAAGAAGUGAAGAGAAUAUUAAAUUUUACAAACAGUUACCCCAAGUUUUGCCAAGUUGUGAAAGAAUACAAGAAUGAUAAAAACAUCAGUAAUUUUGCCAAAGACAUUUCCGUUCUUUUCAUCAACAUUCCAGAAAGAGAAAAUUUAUUAAACAUAAUAGUUCCAUUGGUUUCGUGUGAACAGAGAAACGAUUUUAUAAAUUUAUGCAAAACUAAUUUUAAAAUUGAGAGAAAUGACAGUGAUAUGUCUGUUGAAAAUGAUAGUUUAUUACAGGUUAGUAAUAAAAAUUCUAUGAAGAAGUUUUGUGGGCAGGCUUACACAUGCGCCUAUUGUGAAAAUAUAGCGACUGUUCCUAUGAUGGCCUUCUGCGGCCACGUUUGCUGUUUUUUAUGUUGGAAAAACAUUCGAAAGAAAAUUCGAUUCUGCCCCAUCUGCAAGUGUACAAAAAUUAAAAAGCGUGACUUGAGACAAUUGUAUUUUAAAUCGUGCGUAAGCUCUGCGUGAAUUUUUUUUUUUUU
Centruroides sculpturatus (bark scorpion) is the source of this 3260-nucleotide messenger RNA. Its product is annotated as regulator of telomere elongation helicase 1 homolog. Gene Ontology annotation, biological process: DNA recombination; negative regulation of t-circle formation; DNA replication. The record is from RefSeq and is a predicted model, not a curated record. Gene Ontology annotation, cellular component: nucleus. NCBI's taxonomy places the organism in Eukaryota, Metazoa, Arthropoda, Arachnida, Scorpiones, Buthidae. The transcript has 22 exons. The coding region runs from base 82 to 3246 and encodes 1054 amino acids. Gene Ontology annotation, molecular function: DNA helicase activity; ATP binding; DNA polymerase binding.